Molecule: messenger RNA, 8256 nt
Organism: Ostrea edulis (European flat oyster)
Lineage: Eukaryota; Metazoa; Mollusca; Bivalvia; Ostreida; Ostreidae
Exons: 11
Coding region: 2965-7212 (1415 amino acids)
Biological process (GO): mitotic DNA damage checkpoint signaling; protein phosphorylation
Cellular component (GO): nucleus; cytoplasm
Molecular function (GO): ATP binding; protein serine/threonine kinase activity
Source: RefSeq, a predicted model, not a curated record
UUUAGAGCAUUGAUUAGAGAAAAUGCAGACUGAGAGAAACAUUGUUAUUCUAGACAUUCCUAAUAUGAGAACGGAUGCUUUCAGAAUAUUUAUUGCUCAAUGGAAAAUAUUUCCCAGACAUUUGAGUGAACUGUUUUCAAGCAUAAACAGCAAAGCACAUCAAAAUAUUCUGUUGGGGGAUGUUAAUUCACACUACCUCACGACAAGUGUAGCUCAACUAAGGAAAUAUUUCCGAUAGCAACGAAAAACAUGAAGCUACAAGAAAACAAAUAAAAAUGCACACAGUGCUACAAAAGAAAGGAUUGCUCAGUUUCAAAUCACUUGCGGAUGACAACACUGCUGAUAAAAGGCAUCACAGAAAAGACUAUAGACUCAGCUUCUUUCGGAUAAAACCCUUUUUACAAAAACAGAACUAACAGACUUUGUGAGUACUAUCAAUUUAAUCCUGUUCAAUCAAAGCACGGAUUGGUGAGUAAGUUGGUUGACUGCUUAAGUAUCAACACAGGGAUCAGAGACAAAUGUAGUAGACCAAAAAGGAAAUGUCAGGAUGUAAGAAGAGAAGUUCUAGUCUCAGGAACACAAAAGGAAUUUAAAAUGAACAUGACAGCAACAAAAAGACCAAAACGGAUAAAGUGACCCUGCUGUGCUUGUGGUAAAGUCAUUUAGAAUUAUGUUGAAAGUUGAAGAGAAAAUUUGUUUGGUUACCUAUUUAUUACUGACAGUGUACAUGUAAGUGAUUUUCCACAUUGAGUCGACAGACCUAAAUCGUUAAAACAGGUAAUGACAGUUCCAUCGUCAAACGCUCGGCAUAAGGUGUGAAUGUCACGGGUCCUCGGAGAUGACCUUAAAAACGGAUGUCCCGGGUCACAGUAGGUGUGGCACGCUAAAGAACCCUCCCUGUUCAAUGGUCGUAAGCGCCGAGUAUAUGCCUAAAUUUGAAGCCCUUCACCGGUCUUGGUGACGUCUCCAUAUAAGUGAAAAAUUCUCAAGCGAGACGUUAAGCAAAAUACAAUCAAUCAAUCAAUCAAUCAAUCAAUCCACACGGAGAGCCAGACAAAACAAACCUAAAAACUGACUGACCAUAGUUUUUGUCUGAGCACUAACCCAAAGUGUAUUUUUGUUAAACUUGAUCUGAUCAAACAAACAUUAACAAACUGCUUUGUGACAUUUUAAUAAAAAUAGCUAGAUAAUAUAUAUCACAGAUGGAAACUAAAGACAGACGUUUACACAAUCAAUGAGUCCGUUUUCUUUUCACUUAAACCACAUGAGCUGUUUACUCAUUUAAACAAAUAUUUCUAAAUUAAAAAAUAUCUUACCUGGCUUCUGACCCAAUAUUACAAUUGAAAAACAACAUGGUUUCUUUUUGUAUGGCCUUGGAUGAUAAACUGAAAGUGCUACCUGUCAGACAUGUGUAAUCAUUAAUUGUAAUUGUAAGAAACUGUAAUGGAUUAUUUCAAUCCAAGUGAUACUUUUAACUAAUGCUCAGGUGAACAAUAAGGCCCAUAGGCCUUUUGUCUUUUUAUAGAUUUUAAUGUGCGCAUUUAUCAUUCUUUUGAGUUCGAUAUGUUCCAGUUACCCCCACCCCACCUCUUUUGAAUUGUCUAAUUCCAAAAUACAUAGUAGUUAACCAUUUUUUGAGUGAAAGUAGUUAUUUUGUACUUUUUGUCUUUGUGAUUAGGCUGAUAUAAAGAAUAUUACCUACCUCAGAAAAAAAUUCCCGUAACCGUCAUUUGUCCCACCCCAGUGGCAGAUUUAAGGGGGCGCAGUCGGCGCCCCCCCCCCCCUUAAAAUUUGAGGUAAAUCAUGGUAUCUUGUUUAGAAAAAGUUACUAAACAAUGUAAGAAGCAAUAAUUUCUUUCACUCCCGGAUAAAUGACAAAAUCUAUUGAUUUCUUGAAUUACUUUAUUGGGAGAACUUAAUUUUUUUUUCAAAAACCCUUAAAAUUUGCGUCAUUUUAUUAAUUUCACCAUAUAAAAAAUGAUAGAAAAUAGUAUAGAAGACCAAAUAGGAGAUAUAUUUCAAGCCCUAUAAAAUCUGUAAAAUCGAGGAGUUUCCGGGGGCUUCGCCCCCUGGGCCCCCACCAGGGUUUCGCCCCCAGACCCCCUGCCUCAUAAAGUGGUGCCCUCCGUAACCGCAAUUCCUGGAUCCACCCCACCCCCAAAACAACGACAACAAUAAACAAAAACAGAGUUUUUCAUUCCACGUAUAAACACUCCCGAGAGUUUCCGAAAACCGGAAUUUAGCGUCCUUGCUGGAGUCGUAGACAGGUUGGAUUAUUUUCGUCUAUAAAAGUUAUUAAAUCAAAUUUGAAAGAAUUGGACUACGUUGGACUUCUUUAGGAGAUGUUUAACGCCUUUUAGAUAGGGAAAUUCGAUCUGUUCUUGGAACUAAGGUGAAUUUUUAAUCGGUGACUAUUUUUAGGUCAUACUAAAUUUAAAUGAAAAUGGAUAAGAUGUCCCUGUGAAUGAAUGAUAAAUAUCGCACCCAUUGUUUGUCGAAUCAAAGACACAUGUAAUAUGUAUUUGAAAAUAUCUACGUUUGCAAAUUAAACAAGCCUUUCGUGUUUUUUUAAUUUCUAACAAAAAAUGUCGGUGUCGCGUGAUCCUAUGAUGUAAUAUUUAUUAAUAGUUCUAACAUCACCAUCGAUAAGCUGGGGUAAGCAGUUGACUUUUUGUAACAUGUAAUAAACCAUUCUCUGUUGAGUAUUGUCUAAAAAGAAAACAACGAACAGACCAUGAAAAAAUAGCAAUGUCAAUAUGUUGAGUUGUAUAUAAUCGAGCCGAGAAAGGAUAAAAAUAAUAAGACUUGUAAUGAGGUCACAUGAUAUAGAUUUAGGAGGAAUAUGCACGUCACUGGUUCGACCGUAGAAAUGUCAUUUCAUCUAGAAAUGAUAGUACGUCUUAGAAACGCGAUCGUAACGAUUGAAUUUUAUAUUGAUAUACACGUAACGGUAACAUAACGAAGAUGAAUAUUUGCUCUUUGUUUUCAAAUGGAUUGGAAAUCCCCUUAUCUAAAUUUAGAAACAAUAACAAAGUCAAAAAUACAAAGCUUCGUCAGAUGGAAUCUACACGAAAGUUCACCAAAGUUGACCAUCAGCAAGCAGAUUUCAAUGAUGACGUGUUAUCUGUCGACAAUGACACUCUUAUAUCAAGCGAUUUUUUAUCGGAUUCGGAUGGAGAAAAUGAUGGGCAGGAAAGAGACGUUGACUUUGAAUUAAGUGCGGGUCCAAGUAAAACAGAUGAUGGUCAAACAAAUCCGUUUCUUGGAGAUAAGGAAAUGGAUACAGGUUGGAAGCCAUCUACUCUACCCCGUGAGAGGUCUAAUGGAAGUGGUUGUGGCAUAGCGUAUUUUGAACCACGAUACUUUGCAACUAGUUCCUUCGUGGAAGCCGUUCUUCCGGUUUUGAUAAGCCAGGACAAGCAGAGAAUAUUCAUGUUGUUGAAGUUUCAUUUGAACCAAAGCCUAGUAGUUGAAAUAACUUUUUAUAUGCUUUUCUCAGAAUGGCUAUACUUUCCAUUUCAAAUCGCAUCCAUUCGGGUGAAUCUAAGGGAGUACUUCAUACAGAAUGGAUUGGCAUUAACAAAUGGGUUAGAAGUGGAGUAUGUUAAGAACGUUAAGGCUGUUUUUAGACAAAAAAGAGAUUCCUCCACGCGGGAUGAACAUGAACCCCAUAUUGCACAGAAGGAAUUCUCCAGAUCAGAAUGUCAAGAAGGGCUUCAAAAGUUACAAGUAUGUACGAAACAUACCGACAAAAGAACUGGUUUACCUGAAAAAGUACUAAAUAAAUACCCGAUGAUCUGCGGUAUACCGCCAAAGCUACAAACAGUAGACUUGGAAAAGUUUGCUUUCCCAGAGCAUAUGUCUUUCCCAAACCCACCUCAGGUAGAACUAGUUGUGAACAUGGUUUUAUCUUCACCUUCCUCUUGUAAACACACUGACCAGGCAGUUCAUUGUAAUGAACGUCAGCAGUGUUUAUCCCAUGUGCCCGAAAUAGAAGGAAAUCCCGAGAUUACCAGUACAGAAUCCAUCAGGGAAGAGCCAUCACAGUUGUUGAACAAUGAUCAAGAAACCAGUCAUGAUCAUGGAAAUGCUCACCCGAUAUCUCUUGUAGAAGAUUCGCAAAGCCAACAUAGUCCUCCGUUCCAUGACAAUUCUACUCUAGAUGAAUUUUCCUUCAUAAGACGGAGAAAAAGUUCUUUUUCAAAUAACGCAUUAUCUGAAAACGAGAUGGAGAGGUGUUAUCCCAAGACGAAUCACCCUACAGGGAACUUGAAGUUGGAUUUUAUUGACAGAAAUUUUGAAAUCUUCGACGAAGAUCAAUCACAAGCGAAAGAAAAAGGAUUAGAUAUUGAAAAAUUCAGCAAUACGGGAAAGAAUAUAAUGCAAAUAUUUGCCACAAAAAAUUCAGAUGGCGAAUUUACCACACUUGUAUUCACAAAGGAUAUAUGCCAAAAUAUAUUGCCAGAAUCGCCGGUUACAAAAUCAAGCUCUUCAUUUACUGCAUCUGCAAGGAGCAAUUCUACUUAUAUAUGUAUGGAGGAAGAUCCUGCAGAAUACAGACUUGAAAAAAUUAUCAACAUUCCUGGACAAGAUACUCUAGCUAACAAAAGGCACACGAAACGCCUUCUUGAUCACAAUCGCGCACUUAGAAUUCCAUUUGAUAAUAGUAUAUUGACCCAUGUUGAGAAUGCAAAAUACAACCCUUUGAAUAGUGCAAUGCAGACGAUUGUACAUGCGUACCCAGAAACACAGUCAGUGGGGGUUUUGUUUGAGAAAAUAACACCAGAAAAAAUACAGUUAUGUUUCUCACUGUUUAACAGAGCUUUUGAACAGCAACGUCAUAUAUCUUUGUAUAUGUCUGCCAAAUCAAUUAUGCAUGCGGUGAAAUUUCCGUUAUGCCGUUCAUUACCAGAAAUGCGAAACCGAAAACUGAAUUCAAAGGAUCAACUUCAAAUAGUACCUAUGAAAAACAACUCUCCAUUUAAAUCACAUUGGUUUCCUCACCUGCCUCCGAAAUUCAAUCCUACGACCAUGUCGAAAAAUAAAACAAAAAACAAAAAGCGCAACAAAAAAGCCACCGAACCAACACAGUCCCAUGCUUCUUCAGAUUUAUUCCAGAAUGUCCCGCUAUUUGAAAGUGGAAAAGAAUCCAUUGAGGAUGAACAUUUGGGCCCCCAAAGACUAUCGGCCAGGUACGAAGUCGAUUUUGAGUGUAAUUUCAAAGAUGAAUUUGAGAUUGCGACCUACGCUAAUCUAGCUGUGUCAAACAAUUCGGACGAUUCGACUGAAAAUCAUCCUGAUGAUUAUAUUCCACAAGAAAUAAAAAGAUGUGUCGAUCUUUCACAAAAUGUGCCGCCAGACAGUGCGUAUGGUACACAGUCGAAACCAACAUUAGACGGAAUGAACGAAUAUCAUGAGACAUAUGUACAGUCGCUUAAACAAAAUUACGGAAACCCACAGACUGAGCAGAAAAUCUUAAUGAACAGUCUUCCAAAAGAUAAUGAUCGUAGGUUCUAUUCCAAGAAUGGCAAUCACAUAACUCGGGCCAGUCAGUCUGUUACCAGUGGCAAUUCUCAAAACGUUUUGCAAAUAGAUCCCCUUUUUGCAAAAGAACUUGCAAAUUGCGGAAUUCCGUUCACGGACGUGAUUCUGAAUUUACCAUCAAAUAUAUUUGAAGCACAAGGGUCAAAGAGAGAGGAUGAGCAAACUCGUCCACCUGGAUUGACUGUUGAACUUGAAUUGCAGGCUGACGUUAAGAAACUGGAUGAGGAAUUUAAAGAAUUACAUCGGAGUUCUUCCAGAGAAUCUUCUGGAAGAGGCAAUGACGGAAAGCAACAUGCAACUCACAUCAUUACAGUAGACCUGGAUUGUUAUCAGAGGCUUCAUGAAGCGUGUAUUAGUCUCAACAGUAACGGUCUUCUUCAACCUCCAUAUGCCAGAACCGUUACGGCUGGGGACGAAUCAUAUUUGGUGGAUUAUCUGUCGCGUUUGAAAAACAACACUCUAGAAAACCACUGUGGAUUGAUAUUCAGGAAUGAGAUGAUUCAAAGACUGGUGAACAGAAAGGAAACAUUUAGGAUUAAUCAGGAAUAUGAGGUUCUCGAAAGACUGGGAUCUGGCGGGCAUGGAAGCGCAUACCUUUGUGUGUGUAAAGGAAUGGAAGGAGGAAAACCAUUCGUUAUAAAGAAGUGCCCCAGGUCAUCCUUUAAUGAAGAGGAGAUAUCAAUACCACUUCGCUAUGGGAAUAUGUACACACGAAUGUUAGAUGUAUAUGGCAUUGUGCUGGAAGGCGAGGAAGUGUCCGUUAUCAUGGAAUAUGCAAAUGGUGGAACUUUGAAAGCAUACCGGAACUCGCCGGAAAGGAAUGUCUACUUUUUAGUAGCGGCCCUUCAUCGACUUCUAAAAAUCAUAUAUGAAGUUCAUCUUCUUGGAAUUUUCCAUUUUGAUAUAAAAGAGGAAAACAUCGCCUUCACCCACUCAGAUAAUCCAGAUUCAGCCACACUGUUAGACUGGGGUUCCGCUAAAUAUGCCAAAAAAGUCAAUCAGAAAUAUUGCAACGGUACCAAGAGAUUUUAUCCACCAGAGCUGCUAACUAGAUGUAAUGCAAUGGAUCUAGAAAAACACGACAUUUGGACUCUAGGAUGUGCCAUUCUGUCAAACAUGAAUGGGUCUUUUGUGUUUGGUAAGCUGUGGGAGAGCUGUGAUAGAGGACAGAAAAAGACAGAAUACCAACAGGGCCUGCUGAAUGGUCGUGUCAUCACUGAUGAACUGGUUAAGGGAAAUCUCCCAGCGUGUCGUCUCCUUCUUCAUCUAACAGAUUUGUUGAUGUGGAUGUUAGACCCGGAUGUAUCGUCACGCGCUAGUGUUUUGGAAGCCUUAUAUCAUCCAGUAUUUAAUUGUUGUGUGUACGAAAGCUCCACAGCAUUGAGUGAAUUAGAGAGAUCGACAGAAAGCCCGAUGAAAAGCUUGAGCACGUCACACAUCAGGGGGAGAGCUCGUGUUGUUAUUCAUUACAAAGACAAAGUGGUGCACACUGCUCGUGUUCACAAGGGAUAUCCUGUCAAACGUCUGGUGGAAGAUGAAACAUUCAAACAGAGGGUUGACUUGUGUGUGUGUAGACAUGAAAUACAGCAUGGUUACUGCCUUCUGAAAAACAACAGAUUUGUCUUCAAUAUUGAUGAAAACUGUUAUCUGGAACUAAGACCGACAUGAAAAGACAACCUUCUACUGCAAGACAAUGGGAAUGUCUUGCACGUUAACCAAACUUGUUGCCUACUGAAAACGGCAGUAAUCGUGUCCCACAGCAAUAAAGGCUGGAUAAACUGAUAAUGAUUGCUGUUUCUGAGAAAUAAUUGGAAUGUGAUCAGUAAUAGCGAUGUUGGUCUAUGAAAUGUCCUGAUUAAAAUUAACUUGCAGAGACAUUUGACUCCGAUUCUACAUUACCACCAAACAGGGAGUUGUACCGCCCAUGGUAUACCUCUAUUUGUCGUGGUGUGUGUGCAAUCGUUUAAGAAUCAAUCAGUUUAAUUCCCUUUCGUUAUCAUGAUGAAGACGAUUAAUUAACAUUAUGUCUUAAUUAAUCAAAUAUUAUUUGCGUAGAUACAUUUGUGGUUCAUAAAGAUUGAACAUUCAAAUUAGUAAUGUCAGGGUUUGUUGGAUUUGUGAAUUGAUUGAUUGAUUGAUUUCAUAUUGUUUAACGUCCCUUUUGAGAAUUUUUCACUCAUAUGGAGACGUCACCACUGCCGGUGAAGGGCUGCAAAAUUUAGACCUAUGCUCGGCGCUUAUGGCCAUUGAUCAGGGAGGGAUCUUUAUCGUGCCACACCUGUGACACGGGAUCUGUUUUUGUGGUCUCAUUCGAAGGACCGCCCCAUUUAAUCGCAUCUUACGAGAGCAAGGGUACUGAGGACCUACUCUAACCCGGAUCCCCACAAGCGAAUUAAACUAUGAAUUUGUAUAGCCAGGGGUUGUUAGAUUUGUGAAUUAAUUGCUGUAUAUAAAACUAUGAAUUUGUAUAGUCAGGGGUUGUUAGAUUUGUGAAUUAAUUGCUGUAUAUAAAACUAUGAAUUUGUAUAGUCAGGGGUUGUUAGAUUUGUGAAUUAAUUGCUGUGUAUAAAACUAUGAAUUUGUAUAGUCAGGGGUUGUUAGAUUUGUGAAUUAAUUGCUGUGUAUAAAACUAUGAAUUUGUAUAGCCAGGGGUUGUUAGAUUUGUGAAUUAAUUGCUGUGUAUAAAUAAAACUAUGAAUAAGUAUAUAGUCA